AUGCCUCCUGACUGUCGAAUAACCACUAUACUGCUGUGCUGGACGACCCUAUUCUCUGCACUCUAUGACGCCUUCUAUAUCCCUGGCUACUCAAUCCAAAGUUACAAAGACGACGAGUCCAUCCCCCUUCUAGUCAACAAGGUCUACUCGGACAAUACACAACUCCAAUUUGCCUACUUCGAACUGCCUUUUGUUUGCCCUCCCACUGGGAACAAGCAGAGUGGCUCACCUUUUGGCUCUGGGCACAGUGUGCCGCUUAAUCUGGGCGAGGUAUUGAGAGGAGACCGCAUUAUGACCUCCGACUUUGAGAUCAACAUGAAUCAGGAUAUCGAAUGCCGCUAUCUCUGUGAUCAGAGUGUGACGAGAAAAGAUGUCAGACGGGCGCAGCAACUCAUCGAGGAUGGAUAUGUCACCGAGUGGAUAUUAGAUAACCUUCCAGGGGCUACGUCCUUUGUCACCGUUGAUCGAUCUCGGAAGUACUACGCUGCUGGUUUCAAGCUGGGAGAGAAGGAGCUUGAUCUGGAUAGUGGGAAAAUGCGAUACGUCCUAAACAAUCAUUUUACCAUGGUUAUCCGAUGGCGGAAAGCGCCUGGCAAGGAAGGCACCCGAGGCGCAAAGGUUGUGGUGGGGUUUGAGGUGUAUACCAAAAGCAUCGGGGGCUCGCAUAGGAACGAAACCGGCUGUCCUGAGGUCUCUGGCGACCACGAAAAAUUUCAGCUCUACAUUGCUCCGAACAACACCGAGCUGGCUGCCAAGUAUCCGGAUUCGUCUUAUCUUCCAGAGGAUGACAUGGAUGUCCAUGAUGGGGCGACGCUCACCAUUCCAUACACAUACUCAGUCUAUUUCAGAGAGGAGGCCACAGUUGAGUGGAGCAAUCGGUGGGAUCUCUAUUUCACUGACCAGAGCGAGAGCACUGUAACGCAUUGGCUGGCUAUUCUGAAUUCGUUGAUCAUUUCAGGCAUUCUGGGUGCCAUCGUGAUUGUCAUCUUGAGUCGAACAUCACAGGGUGAUCUGCGAGGUCGUGGAGAUAGCUAUCUGGAGGAAGCCAAAUUCAGGACCAGAACGCGCAGGAGUGGAGACAGGAAAUCUCCAAAGGGUGGCCUGCUUGAGAAAAUUACCGAAACUGAGGUGGAUGAGGAUCUUUCAUCAGACGAUGAAGCGCUGGACGAUGUUACAGGCUGGAAGCUUCUACACGGCGAUGUUUUCCGAAUUCCGCCGCAUGCUGGAAUAUUCGCGCCACUCAUUGGGUCUGGCAUGCAAUUACUUUUCAUGGUAACAGGCUUACUCCUACUAAGCUGCCUUGGUGUCCUCAACCCGAGCUUUCGUGGCGGAUUUGUCAGUGUUGGCUUUGGCUUGUUCAUCUUUGCUGGCGGUUUCUCUGGCUAUUUCUCUGCUAGGGUCUACAAGACUUUCGGUGGUCAAAAUUGGAGGAAGAACAUGCUGAUGACUGCUCUUUUGUUUCCUGGUCUACUCUUCAGCCUUGUCUUCAUUCUCAAUCUGUUCGUCUGGGCGCAAGCCUCAAGCACAGCACUCCCUUUCGGUACCCUCAUGGGUUUGGCGUCAUUGUGGCUUCUUAUCCAGGUACCCCUGGUAUAUCUGGGCAGCUGGUACGGAUAUGUCAAGACUGAAGCAUGGCAACACCCAACCAGAACCAACGCAACACCACGCCAAAUUCCGGCCCAAUCGUGGCAUACACGGAGCCUGCAAGUCGUUCUUCUUGCUGGACUGGUGCCAUUCGCAGUCCUCUUCAUUGAGUUGAUGUUCGUAUUCAAGAGCGUGUGGCAGGACAAAAGCGGCUACUACUAUGUGUUUGGCUUCUUGAGUGUUGUCAGCAUAAUUCUUAUCAUCACCGUGAGCGAGGUGACCAUUAUCGCGACCUAUAUCCAGCUUUGCUCAGAGAACCACCAUUGGUGGUGGCAGAGCUUCUUCGUGGGUGCCGGCAGCGCACUAUGGGUGUUUGCCUAUUGUGUCUGGUACUAUGCUACUCGACUGCAUAUUCAAGGCUUCAUUUCCAGCAUCCUCUUUUUCAGCUACAGCUUUCUGGCCUGCGUUGUCUACGCGCUUCUGACAGGUACGGUUGGGUUUCUUACAGCGUAUGCAUUCGUCAGGCGUCUUUACAGCGCAACCAAAGUGGACUGA
This is a messenger RNA of Endocarpon pusillum Z07020, 2139 nucleotides long. RefSeq lists its product as uncharacterized. The coding region runs from base 1 to 2139 and encodes 712 amino acids. The transcript is spliced from 5 exons. Gene Ontology annotation, cellular component: Golgi apparatus; membrane. Gene Ontology annotation, biological process: protein localization to membrane; vacuolar transport. The record is from RefSeq and is a predicted model, not a curated record. Lineage: Eukaryota; Fungi; Ascomycota; Eurotiomycetes; Verrucariales; Verrucariaceae.